CCCUAGAACAGACAAUUUCUGUGUGAAUCUCUGUUUUCAGCCACAUAAGUUUAUAGUAUAUAAAUUUAUUUAGUUCUAAUGAUUGGAAAGAGAGUUUAUUAAUUUUAUUAUAAUUUUUUUUUUUUUUUUUGUAAGUGUAUCAUAAAAAAAUACAAAGAUCACAAUGAAGUCGAAAAAUAUUUCACUUAUUGCUUUAUCUUUAUUCACAAUAUUCUUGUUAUUUGGCAAAAGCUAUGGAUUGGCUGUUAUGAGUGUUGAUAUUGGCAGUGAAUGGUUUAAAGUUGCUAUUGUCUCGCCUGGUGUGCCAAUGGAAAUAGCUCUAAAUAAAGAAUCAAAAAGAAAAACACCAGUUGCAAUUGCAUUUCGUAAUGAAGAACGAACAUUUGGAGAAGAUGCCCAAGUUGUUGGCGUACGAUUUCCCCAAUAUUGUUUCUCCUAUAUUCUUGAUUUAUUAGGAAAAACAAUUGACAAUCCAAUUGUGCAAUUGUACAAAAAACGUUUUCCAUAUCACAAUAUUGUCGAGGAUAAAGAGCGUAAUACAAUAAUGUUUCAAUUAAAUGAAAAUACAACAUACACGCCUGAGGAGCUUCUUGCACAAAUUUUUCAUCAUGCAAAAGAAAUGGCUGAAAAAUCAGCUGGACAGACAAUUAAGGAAGCAGUUAUUACUGUACCUGGUUUUUUCAAUCAAGCCGAAAGAAAAGCACUUUUAAAAUCAGCUGAACUCGCUGGUAUUAAAGUUCUUCAAUUAUUCAAUGAUUAUUCAGCUGUUGCAUUAAAUUAUGGUAUUUUUCAUAGUAAAAAUAUUAACGAUACAGCACAUUAUAUUAUGUUCUAUGAUAUGGGUGCAAGUACAACAACAGCAACAAUUGUUAGCUAUCAAAAUGUUAAGACAAAAGAGAGAGGAUUUUUAGAAACACAUCCACAAGUUAGUAUUGUGGGUGUUGGUUAUGAUCGUACACUUGGCGGUAUUGAACUUCAAAUAAGAUUACAAGAAUAUUUUGCAACUGAAUUUGAUGCUAUGAAAAAAACAUCAAAUUCAGUAUUUAAAAAUCCACGUGCAAUGGCUAAACUUUUUAAGGAAGCUGGCCGUGUAAAAUUAAUUCUCAGUGCAAAUUCGGAAUUUUAUGCACAAGUUGAAGGACUUAUUGAUGAUCAUGAUUUUAAAUUACUUGUGACAAGAGAGAAAUUAGAGGAAUUGUGCGCCGAUUUAUUUGAACGUGCUUUAAAUCCUAUUAAGGAUGCUUUAAAAUCAUCGGCUUUAACAAUGGAUUUGAUUACACAAGUGGUGCUUGUUGGUGCUGGUACUCGUGUACCAAAAAUUCAAGAUAUGCUCUCUGAAUUUGUAAAAAUUGAAUUGUCAAAAAAUAUCAAUACAGAUGAAGCAGCUACUUUAGGAGCAGUUUAUAAAGCCGCUGAUCUCAGUCAGGGUUUUAAAGUCAAAAAAUUCAUUUCUAAAGACGCUGUACUAUUUCCGAUACAAGUUGUUUUUGACAGGAACGCAAACAAUAAAGUGAAACAAGUGAAGAGAACAUUGUUUAAUAAAAUGAAUGCUUUUCCGCAAAAGAAAAUUCUCACAUUCAAUAAGCAUACUGAAGAUUUUGAAUUUAAUGUAAAUUAUGCUGAUUUAGAUCAUUUGCCAGCUGAAGAAAUAAAAGCUCUUGGUAAUUUAAAUAUAUCAGUUAUUAAAUUGAAAGGAGUUUCUCAAGCUUUAGAGAAACAUGCAAAAGAAACAGCUGAAAGUAAAGGAAUAAAAGCUCACUUUUCCUUGGAUGAAAGUGGAAUUCUUCAUUUAAUUAACACGGAAUUAGUGUCGGAGAAAACAAGCCUGGCUACUGAAGAAGAAGAAGGUACCUUCUCGAAAUUAGGUUCGACAAUCAGUAAAUUCUUUGGAGGUUCCGAAGAUAAAGAGACAGUGGAAAAAGUGGAAGAACCAUUGAAAGAAAAUAUAAAACCUGUGCACGAGGAACCUGAAUAUCCUGGAUUAAAGAAGGAAGCCGAUGAAAAGGAAAAGAAAAAAAAUGACACAAAACCAGCUGAAGAUAAAUCAACAAAUAAAACAGAAAAAGUUGACAAAGAAAAGAAACCCACAAUUAUUACAUUAAAGGAACCAAUCGAUACGGAGGAAAUUAAAUUUGGACCUUUGCCAUUAGAAGAAAAUCAAUUCAUCACGUCACUUGAAAAAAUAAAAGCAUUAAAUGAAUUUGACAAACAAAGAACAAGACGUGAAACAGCUUUAAAUAAUUUGGAAUCAUUUGUUAUUGAUGCACAACAACAUUUGGAAACUGAGGAAUAUAAAGCGGCAACAACACCUGAAGAUAGUGAAAAAAUUAUUAAAGCAGCUUCCGAAAUUUCUGAAUGGUUAUACGAAGAUGGAUUUGAUGCAACUGCAGAUGUUUAUGAAGAAAAAUUAGCAUCUCUAAAAGCAUUAACAAAUGAUUUAUAUGAAAGAGUUUUUGAACAUAGAGAGAGACCUGAAGUAAUUAAGGGAAUGAAAUCAAUGUUAAAUGGAAGUAGAGUAUUCUUACAUAACAUGCGCAAUUUGAAUAAAUCCAGUGAAAUUUUCACUGAAAUCGAAAUUGAAACGUUGGAUAAAGUCAUCAAUGAGACACAGGACUAUUUUGAUUUAGUAACACGUACAUUUGCCGAAACCCCUUUAAAUGCACCAGUUCCAUUUAAAGUACGUGACAUGGCUAAUAAAAUGGCACUACUCGAUCGUGAAGUAAAGUAUUUACUCAAUAAAGCAAAAAUUUGGAAACCUAAACAAGAACCAGUUGUCAAUGCAACUGACAGUACUAACGCAAAUAAUAAAACAAAAGAUUCCAAUUCUGAAUCACUUCCAGAAUCAGAUAAAAAAAAUAAGACUGAAGAAACAAAAACAAUUCCAGAGAAUAGUGAAAAAACCGAUUCAACAGAGUCGCAAGAAGAGAAAUUAGUUUUAGAAAGUAGCGACACAACAACGGAAGAAAAAAAGACGGAUGAAGAAGAAGAAACUAUACAUCAAGAACUCUAGUGAAUUGAUUAAAAAUUAUUUUCAAUAACAUCAAUGAAAAUUUAGUUAAAAGGAUAAUAUCGACAAUUUUUUUUUUUUACUCCCUAACAUCAUGGCUUUUAUUUUAUGUCGAGAAAUUUAGAUAACAAAAAAAAAAGAAAAACCGAUAAAAAAAUUAUUCAAAGAAAUGCAUUUAUGUACAAAACUUCAAUUUAUCUGUUUUUAUUGUCAUGAAGUUUUACAUUAUUUCACUUAAAUUCGUUAUACAAAUGAAAAAGGAACAAUUUGAAAACGAACAAGUGUGCAUUUUUUUUUUUUUUUAUCGGUUUUAUUUUAUUUAUAAGGUAAUAAAUAGUUAGAUUUUGCGAAUGUCUUUGAGUGCAGUUUUAGAGACUUUUAAUUUGAUAAUAAGUUUUUUUUUUAUAAUAAAUGAGAAUUGCAAUAUAUAACAUAUGUAAAUUAAUUACUAAAGAGAGGAAAUUUUAUAUAUAUGCAAAUAUUGCUUUUGAUUUCAGUAAUGCUAAUAAUAAUAAUAAUAAUAAUAUUAAGAAAAUAUUUAAGAUCAAUUGACAUUAUUUCUUUAUUUAAUGCUACUUUAUUAGAUUUACUCGAAAAGUAUUAUAAAUUAGUACCUAACAAAUAAAAAAUAAAGAAUUAAAAUCAAUCGAUCUUAAAAAAAAGAACAAUCAAAUGUAAUCGAUGCAAUCACGUUUGAAUUAAUCAAUAUUGUGAUUUUUAAAAUCAAGACAAAA
Messenger RNA from Leptopilina boulardi, 3741 nucleotides. It is a transcript of the gene Grp170, whose product is annotated as hypoxia up-regulated protein 1. Gene Ontology annotation, cellular component: endoplasmic reticulum chaperone complex. Gene Ontology annotation, biological process: cellular response to hypoxia; negative regulation of hypoxia-induced intrinsic apoptotic signaling pathway; endoplasmic reticulum unfolded protein response. The record is from RefSeq and is a predicted model, not a curated record. Gene Ontology annotation, molecular function: ATP binding; ATP-dependent protein folding chaperone. Lineage: Eukaryota; Metazoa; Arthropoda; Insecta; Hymenoptera; Figitidae. Bases 164 to 3010 code for a protein of 948 amino acids. The transcript has 9 exons.